ACACUCGCGCGCGCGCGCGCGCCCCCUCUCACGCACCCGCAUAAGCCCCGCCCAUCCUAGCCCUCCUCCUCCAGCGGCCGUGAGGAAAGGCACGCCCCCUAGCACCAACGCGACACGCGCGCGCAGUCCGUUCCUCCAGGCGCGCCCCGAACCGGCACGCCAAGCCCCGCCCCCCCGCCGCUCAGGGGAGGGGAAUGGGCCGCGGCGCUCGCAGGAGCCUGACCAGACACGUUGGGCCCGUAUGUUGAUUCGCUUCCCUUCUCCUUCCCGCCCUCUCCAGGGAACGGAUUCGAGAGAUUCAAGGAAGAGAGGGAGGGGGACGUAAAAAGAGGAAAAUGCUCCUUUACGGCUCGGGGGUGGCGCUUUGCGGCUGACCUUAGCAACGGAGAGCGUUCUGCUGCGGAGAAUGAGGCCAGUGACAGGCUUUGGUAUUUCCCCGACUGCUGUGACGCCACCUGUAUAGAAUGGACCCUGUUGUCCUAAGCUACAUGGACAGUUUGCUGAGGCAGUCAGAUGUCUCGUUGCUGGAUCCUCCCUGCUGGCUUAAUGACCACAUCAUCGGAUUCGCCUUUGAGUACUUUGCAAGUGGCCAGUUCCGCGACUUCGCCAGUCAAGUGUGCUUCAUUGGCCCAGAGGUGGCUCAGUUCAUCAAGUGCACGGCCAGCCAGGAGGAACUAGCCCUGUUCCUUGAGCCGUUGGACCUCCCCCACAAGAAGGUUGUGUUCCUGGCCAUCAACGACAACUCCAGCCAGGCUGCUGGUGGCACUCACUGGAGCCUGCUGGUUUACUCCCAGGACAAAGACUGCUUUGCUCACUACGAUUCUCAUACCAGGAGCAAUUCUGUCCAUGCCAAACGGGUAGCAGGGAAGCUGGAGGCCUUUCUCGGCCAAAAAGGCAAGAUUGCUUUUGUGGAGGAGAAGGCUCCUGCCCAGCAGAACAGCUAUGACUGUGGGAUGUACGUUAUCUGUAACACAGAGGCCCUGUGUCAGGAAUACUUCCAAGGACAGCAGGAGCCCGUGCUGCAGCUCCUGACUCCUUCUUAUAUAACCGGUAAGAGAGAGGAAUGGAAGAAACUCAUUGCCGAGCUUGCUCGGAAGUGAGCUGCCGAUCUCCGGCAAUUGCCCCUCUCGUCUUGCCCCCAGUGCCUGAGGGGAGAGCUUGUGCAGGCGGCUUCCCUACAGAAAGAAUGUAUUUACUCCUGCAUUUCUGCACUGCCUUCUUCUGCUGCUAACCAGAAUAGAGUGGAGUUAUCGAAAACUGCAAGCACACCCUCCCUCUUAGGUACUGGACAGUUAUGGCUUGGGUCACUUUCCCCGCUGCCUGUAUCCAAAAGGUUUUCCCCAGCACUCAAGUUCUCGUAUGCCAGUGUGAUCCAUUUCAGUGAUGUCAGCUACACACCGCCCAGGUCUGCCUGUACUUAAUUGGGGUAGACUGCAGUAGCCGUUUUCCUAAAAUCGCGUGUGAAAAUGCCUCAGAAAUACUAGCAAACACAUGACCGUUGAUGUUCCUGCUUUUCUGGUGAGAGAUUGUAGGAAAAGAGCUGCUUGUUGGUAUAAUGUGUUUUGUCUCCCUUGAUAAGCCCUACUGCUGGUGGGUUUUGUUUUUAGCAGUGCUGCUGCUGCUAUUAAUAUUCUAAGACCCUGCACACCUAAAUAGCUACAGUGAUGGAGCUCACUAGGGGGGAAAGCCUCACUUUCUACUCAUAACUCAUAUCUAGAAUAGGAAGAAACACUAAUCAUCUUUUAUGUCCUGAAAGUAUGUGGUUCUUCUAUUGUGGUUUCAUUCCUUUACAUCACUUUAGCACCUUUUGCGCUGGAAAAGUGACUAACAAGUGCAUUAAGCACAUUUUCCUAAACUGUUCAGUAGAAAGCGAGUCCAGUAAAUAUGCCAAGGAUUAUACCUUCUGAACAUGCUUAUACAAAAACAACUCUAGUCUUCCAAUGUUUGUUGGAGGCAAGAGUGGUCUUUGAGGCAUGGAAUUGCAGGUGCUCAGCUGCUGGGCAUCAAGCUAGUGGUUCCAUUCAGCUGCCACUGCCUUAGUGUCUUGCGGGGAGCACCAAAAAACUGAGCCCAAAAAAGGUGGAUAGGUGCUAAUGAAACAUGUUGGGAUUUUUUGCCAAAAAAUUGUGAGGGUUUGUCGCAAACAUUAGGGAAGCAACCGCAAAAGGUGGUGAUGGACUUGCAUGUUUCCAGGUUAACAGGAGGAGGAAAAUUAAUCAUUUGCUGUGAAUAAAAUCCUUCAAUUGCUGGGUUGACCUAGAAUGACUUCCUUCUGCAAAAGGCAUAGCUCCACUGAAGAAAGCGACCUAUCCUGCUGGGUUGCAUCGUGGUAUAGAUGGAGACACAUUCACUAUAUCACUUGUUUUUUCCUGUUGGCCCUAUUUUAUUGCCCCAUUACUGCUAAGGAUGCUGCCUUAACCAUACACACUUAAGUGCUACGCAAGAAAUGCAGCAAACAACCUUUAAGUAACAAGCUGAUAAAUUAUUCCCAGUUUGCACUGACACAAUUGGGGCAGAAGAGCUCUAAUUCUUUGUUCACUUGGAUAGGGCAGGAGCACGAUCAUGUCUGUUCUGUUUGAAAUACCUUCAACCAAAAAUAAAGGGGAUCUUCACUCCAGACAGGUGCGCUUCUGCUUCUUAACGAGGUGGAGGUUCUCUUGCUACCUCCAAAAUGAUCAGGGAAAGGGUGUGAUGUGCGUAUGGCUGUGGGAAUGUUAGGGUGCACACUGCAAUGCUUUCAGUGUGUGAGCAAACUUUUGUGGUUGUGACCAUCGGCCAAAUUUGCAAUGGUGCUUUAAAAGGUUUUAAAGCACAGAAACUACAAUAAGUGUAUAGAUGUCAGAGGAAGGGAAAUGAAAAUUGGCCUCCAAAGACUACUCUGUGGGUAACAAUUUGGUUUAUUGGUACCACAACCUUUUGCUCUGUGCAAGGACAACUGUAAUUCUACCCUAAUCAUUUGGGUGUAGGGCUAAAGAAGUGGUGACGACACACAGAAAAUUGUAAGUACAGCAGCGCUAUUGCCUAUUCUUCCAAGUUUAGUGGGGAUAGAUGUUGCCAAAAAUCACUAUGAGCAUUUGUCCCAUGAGAUGGUAAGGGAAAGUGUGCCAUCAAGUCGAUUUUGACUCCUGGCACCCACAGAGCCCUGUGGUUGUCUUUGGUAGAAUACAGGAGGGGUUGACCAUUGCCUCCUCUCACACAGUAUGAGAUGAUAACUUUCAGCACCUUCCUAUAUCGCUGCUGCCCAAUAUAGGUGUUUCCCAUAGUCUGGAAAAUGUACCAGCAGGGAUUCGAACCGGCAACUUUCUGCUUGUUGAUCAAGUAUUUCCCCGCUGCACCACUUAAGGUGGCCAUGAGAUGGUACCAGUGGCUAAAAUUUGUGACCUGGAUCAUUAGUCCAUGAGUGGGAAACAGCGCUGUAGUCCUGGAUCAAGCACUGCUAGAACAAUGAGGCUGCUGCAGGCUCUGGGCAUUUAUUGCACAGUCCUUUAGCUGCUGCAAAUCGUAUUGCUGAAAGUUGGGGCCUGGCCCUUGUUCCUUUUGCAUCUGAAUUCCCUCCCCACAUAAAUGGAACAAAACUAAAAGACUGGCAAAGUUGCUGCUGCUGUUGCUGUUUCAUUUUAUAUCCCUGUGAAAGAGUAGCAUCAAAUCUUGGAGAAAGCAAAGCACCUGGAGCCUUUGAGUUCAUUUUUGUACUAGCCUUUUCAGAACCUAAGUGGCGCAGCUAUAGGCAAUGGUCAAGGAGGUCAUGAUGUUGGGCAUGCAAAUUAAGGAGAUGCCAGUUCUCUCUUGUGCUCCUCGGGUUCACAAAAUUGGGUCCCCAGCUAGUGUUGGACUACAGCGGCCAUCUUCCGUCACAGUGGCCAAAGGCUGCAGUCCAGAGCUGUAGUCCAUCAUCUGCGGACCCACCUUUGAGAAGCCCCAUGCUUCGUGGCAGUUGUGACCUUUGAUAGAAAAAUCAGUGGUUGUCCUGAACGGUGGUGAAAAGCUGCCUGAACCUGCAGCAAGGCUUGCAGUACAAGCCUCUGCAUGUUUACUCAGCAGUAACUCAAAGUUUACCGGGACUUACUCCCAGGUAAGAGUGCACACCUUUGGGUGAAACUCCUCUUCUCUCUAUGCUGAGAAAAGCAAACAGUUUCAAAUACCAAGGGCGUCAACAGGCAGAGAAAGACAAACACGAUUCUGUACAGAGAAUAUGAACUGUAAGGCUGAGCUGUAACCUUCCCCCCACCCCCUUACAGGUUUUUGCAUACUAAAUGCUUCUUUACAAAAUCUAAGUGUACAGACAGAUGGCCGUCUUUUUGUAAAACACUGUAACUGCAGGAGCUACAGAGGCCACCCUGGUUUGAAAAGCAAUGGCAGAAGCAGCUUGGCUGCCACAACACCCUGACAAUGCAGCAACAUCUGGCUCUCUGCAAAGAUGGAGAGUGCACCCUGGCAGCCCUACACCAGGGCUGUACACCUCCAGCUGUUGUUGAACUACAACUCCCCAUCAGCCACAGUAGCCAGUAGUCAGGAAUGAUGGGAGGUAUAGCUCCACAACAGUUGGAGGGCCCAAGCUGUGCAGCCCUACCUCUAUCAUUACAGAGGAUUCUGGGGUAUUUGUUCAGAUUAUAAAAGGCGGCAAAUAAACUACAAGCUGUGCAAAAGGUUUGGACUCGUACCCGGCUUCUAACAAACCUGUAGGCACAAUUUCUACACGAAUGGCAUAGGAAACCCUCUUUGAAGAAUCAGUGAUCUGAGAGUCUCAAGUGAGCUAAGUUGUCUCUUGCAGCCACUUGCAAUUGAAAGACAGCAUCAGGGUUUAAGAACUUGUUCACAAGUGUGUGUCAAGUGUGGCAUAAAUUUUCUUACAAGUCGUCUUUGAAUCUGACAGAGCAUCUCUUGGGCUAGAAGGAAAGAGACAAAGAUGCUACCGGGUUAGAGAAACAGGAAGGCAGCCAAGACUUCUCCCCCAGCUACUCGCACUAAUCUAACUUGGUUAUUUUGAUCUGGCCUUCGUUUUUUUCUAAAGAAAAGCAAAAUCCCUCAAGAGUUUUGAGUUUAAACUCCAGCAAAGCUCCUGAAGGUUUUCUAGGCUAACACCUCAGCUGCAUACUUUGUCCCUCUCCAGGCAUCAGCAGGCUAGUCAUAGAGAGAUACUCCCUCUUGACCUCUUCCAGUCCUGUGCAUGGAUUAAUAAAGCCUAAUCUGUAAACAUUGUAAUCCUUUUGUUUUUAUUUCUUUAAUUAAUUAAUUUUAGUAAUAAAGGCAUUUGUAUAUUGUUGCUCUUGCUAGCCCCAGACACUUCAUAUAUAGCUGCGGUACAGGAACACCUGCUGGAUUCUACCACUGGGGACAGGUAGGAUAGCAGCACCUGCCCAUUUCUGGUUCCAGCCACAAGGGGCAGUUCUAACGGAAUGAUGCAUGGAGUGGCUGAAGAGAUCGGAUGGGCCCUAACAGUUGCAGUGGUUGGGGAACUGCUUUAACUGAAUAAUUGUGGAUUAAACAGAGAGCUCUUGUCCUCUCUCCCUCCUAGCCCUAUUUGGUCCAGGCAGCUUUCCAAGAUGGAAGGUUAGACAAUGCUGCAAGCAGGAACAGCUUUUUCUUCACUCCUCAGUGCACAUGAAGGAAGAUUGGUAAUAAACCAAAGGCACAGAAUAUAUCCUGCUUUUAGACAGUAGUUCACUAUAUGAAUAUCCAGAGCACCUAAGGUUGACUCAGCUGGCUAGCUUAAGCAGUCUUUAAAAUUGCCUAAUGGUGCCCCCAAUGAAUCAGGUAGCUUUGUUUUGGGUGGCUAGCAUCUUAAGACACAUUCAGUCUCAUUCGUGUGUGUGUGUACACACACGCCUUUUUUCAGAUGAUUGCUGCUACAAUACCUGGAAGUAUCUUAAAACGAAAUACGUGUACAAAUGUAAUAAGCUAUUCUGUGAAUUUAAGUUGACUGAAGUUGUCUAAGUGGGCAAUUGCUAAUAUAUACAAUUUUUUUAAAAAAUGUCCAAAAUAUGUCUACUUGUGAAUACUGGCAGUCUUCUGUGAGAUUCCACUGUCCGCAAACAUGUCUUUUCUCCACUUUAAAGGCAUAGACCAGUAUGCUUUGACAACUGCCUUUAGAUGACUGAAGAUUCAGAGAUAUAGCUGAGUUUCUGGACUUCCAUUGAGUGGCUGAGCUUGUUAUUUAGUAUAACGUAACUUCCAAGGUGUGUGCCAAUGCCUCUAUUUUUAUCGGAUGUGCUAUCUGCUCUGUACAUAACUCCUGCAUCUGGCCACACACAAAUAGAACUGAAUAUUUCUCCAUAUAGUUUCUAUUGCUGCAGGAGAUGCAGCAGUAAGGUAAAGCCGUAUCUGUCGAAGAUUUGAGACUUAAGCUAUGCCUGAAAAGUAAGUAGGAAGGAAAGAAGAACUACAAGGGAGAGGGGAAGAAUCCACUGUUCCCUCUAACAGGGAUUUCCAGAUGUUCACGACAACUCCCAGCCUCCCCCACCAUAAUGGCCUUUGGCUAGGGAUUAUGGGAGUUGUAGUCAACAACAUCUGGGAAUCCCUAUUAGAGGGAACACUGAAGGGUCAUCCACAGAAAACUGGGUUGAAUCCAGGAGAGAUCUGAAAUAAAUGUGAUGAGUAUGCUUAGAUCUCACUUACUUCAAUAGGAUUGAGGCUCUCUAGCUCUUCUCCAGAUUGUGCCAAAUACUUGUGCUGUUUUAUUUAAUUAAUUUCUAUCUAUGUAAAUUGCGUUUGGAACUUUUGUUGAAAAGCAGUAUAUAAAUAUAAAUAUUUGUCAUA
Molecule: messenger RNA, 6756 nt
Organism: Hemicordylus capensis (graceful crag lizard)
Lineage: Eukaryota; Metazoa; Chordata; Lepidosauria; Squamata; Cordylidae
Gene: SENP8
Product: SUMO peptidase family member, NEDD8 specific
Exons: 2
Coding region: 465-1100 (211 amino acids)
Biological process (GO): proteolysis
Molecular function (GO): deNEDDylase activity; cysteine-type peptidase activity
Source: RefSeq, a predicted model, not a curated record